CCGAAACAAAAAUGUGCGAAGCGAGGCAGGGAGCACUCUCACCAGUGCAGAUUUCAUCUCCCCUCUAGGCGCUGGGGUGCCCGUCCUGCGCCGACACCGUCUGACUCCUCCAGAACACAACGAGGCUUUGGCUAUUCGCAAAUACAUAAGCAUUUUUCUCCCAUCCAUUCUCAUCAGCUUGUACUCCAAGAAGAAGAAGAAGAAAAAAAAAAAAAAAAAAAAGGAAAAAAAAAAAAAAAAAAAAAGGUCCGGGGCUGUACAUGAGCGUGUCUUUGUGCCACUGCUCGUUCGGCGGGCUGACAGAGGCGGCAUUGUUUGCAGGCUGUGGCCGGCUUGGCAGCCGGAGAAGGUGGGGAUCUGCGCCGCGCAUACGGAAUCGGCAAGUGGCCGAGGACAGGGGUCGAGAAACUCCUAGAUCUGCGUUAACAACAAGAGGGAGUUUCAGAGCACUGCUAAUAGCUUCUCCUGGUGUCCUCUGCACAAUGCAAACAGGGUCCGGGGUGAGGAGUCCUUGUUAAUCAAAGCACAGAAGCUUUUGCUUCCUCGCUGGGAGAGCCUAUAUGAAGACUUGCAUGAACAACGUUGUAAGAAACAGAAGGUGCAUGCAGCACCGAUGCCAGCCUUCUCCAAGGAAUAACUUCGUCAUCCCCAAGUGACUCCAGCUCUUGCUAGUACCAUGGGGCCAGAGGGUGGCUUCUUAGGCAGUGAACAGGUCCAUGUCAUCCUGUGGGGAAGUUUGGCAGCCAUGACAACACUGUUGUUCCUCACCUUCCUCAUCUUCCUCUGCUCCAGCUGCAACAGGGAAAAGAAGGUCAAACAUCAGAAUGGAGAUCAUGAAAAUCUGAUGAAUAUGCCUUCUGACAAGGAGGUGUUCAGUCACUCAAUCACAAGUUCGGCUACAGAGCCCCCUCCGAGCAGCGACCAGAAUGGGGCACUCAGCAAUGGAGAGGUACUCUCAGAGGACAGUACAACUGCCUGUAUCCAGCCUUAUGAAGAAGUACAGACAUCUGUCUCUGAUCUGCUAGACCAACAGGAUAGUCUUGGAAAGUCUAUAAAAUGUCACCAGAGCCGGGAACUACCUAGUAUUCCCCCUAAUACCACCAUGGAAACCAUCAUCUCAGCUAGAAAUGCAGAAAAUGAUCAAGGUUUUGGAAUGGAAGGCCCUUAUGAAGUCUUGAAAGACAGCUCCUCUCAGGAGAACAUAGUUGAAGACUGCUUGUAUGAAACUGUGAAGGAAAUUAAGGAUGUUGGAGCUAUAGCCAGCAUGGAAGAGAGCUGUAACAGUAAAUCAAAGGCUACACUGACAGUUUCUGAAGGUCAGAAUCAGAUUCCUGAGUGCAGAAUUGAGUCAGCAGAAUAUGCAUCUGUUGACCGAAAUAAAAAAAGUCGCCAAAGUGCUAAUUCAGAAAGCCCUCUUGAUAACACACCAGAUGUAGAGGAUGAGCUGCCCCCUCCGGUACCCAUGAAACUUCUUGAUGAAAAUGAGAAUGUACAAGAAAAAGAAGUGGAAGAAGAAGUGACAGAAGGAGCAAGCAAACCAGAGAAGAGGCUUAGUUCGAUGUCUUACAAGUCUCGAGAGGAAGAUCCAUCUCUUACAGAAGAUGAGAUCUCAGCCAUGUACUCGUCAGUGAGUAAGCCGGGACAGGCCAUCAAGGCACUGGAUUCUCCUUAUACCUGUAUUCAAGAAAUUGCUUCACAGAGGUCCCCAUCUAUUUGCAGUGGCCUCUAUGCAAGUGUGAAGGACUUUGAAAACACCCUAAAUACUACCACUGUGCCUCAGUCUGUGGACAGACCAAACGGAGAGCUGGAGCCUGACUAUGAAGCUAUCCAGUCAGUGAGCCAAGAAGAGGACAGGACCUUGUCUGUGCCUAACACAAACCACACAGCUCUUUCAGGAGAGAAUGACUAUGAGAGCAUAGGGGACUUGCAGCACCACAGGGAUCUCACCAGACUUUAACUACUCCAGCAGGCAGAUUUCUCCACUGGUGUUUUCAAAGGAACGUGUGAAACAUGAAGAGAGAAGUGCUUCUCCUUUUGAGGAACAAAGCUAAGUAGAGAACAAAAGUUGUGAAGCAGCAGCGUACAUUUCAGCCAGGGUGUGAUACCUGCUAGAUUAUUCUGGGUGGUGGAUGGAGGCUCACGGGAAAGGGUAUGUCAGGUCAGAAUGACAACCAGGACAACGUAAAGGCUUUUUUAUUGUUAACUCCAAAACGACCAGAAUCUGGGAAGGAGUACCACGCUUGUUGUCCCAAUAGGAUUACAUACCAAAAAGACUGCCUUUACACAAAGCUAGCUGUUCAUUUUAAGAGAUUAUUUUAUGUCAUUUCCUUCAAAGUGUUUUUCAAGCAUCAUUUUUCAUUCAAGUUUGCGCAUCCACAACGUUGAGCAAAUCACGGAUCACUGUACCUCAACUCAGACUUACUUUUCAGGGCUGGGGAAGACGUGCUUACUUCUGUCUUUUGGGGAGCUCUGUCCACAUUCAUUGCAACUAAAGUGCAAAAAACAGUACUUCACAAAGGACCUACUCCAAAUGUACUUGAAUUAAGUCUGUUGCUUUUUCUUUUGUUUUUAAUGUCAAGGGCUGUAGAAUGUGACUUGCAAUAUUUAUGUGUACUGGUAUUUGUAGGUUUUUUUGUUGGAUUAUUUGUGAAAUACCGCUUUAAAAUGGCAAGUGACACCCUUAGCGUUCUUGCUCUGUUCCUCUCACGUGCACACAUAUACCUACACAUACACACACCAGACAAUUGCCAUAUUGCAAAAAUUUGUGCAAGUGAAUGGAUUGACAUAAUGUUUAGUCUAACCUUAAUAGUGUUGAGUCAUUUUUUGAAGAAUUUUGUCCUUUUUUAAGACUUAAAAUAUUUUAAUAUGUUUAUCUCGUUUAUUAUAUAGGAAGAUUUGUGUACUGUGUUGAUUGGAUGAUAUUUUUUAUUUUUACAACAUAUCUUUCAUCUUCAAAGUUUUUGUAGAUUAACUUACUGUUUUAUGUAACAGAAGGAAUUCCAUUCUUUGUUUGGGCUUUAUUUGGUUUUCCUUUAAAUUUUUUUCCUAUGUCAGAACUAUGUAAAUGAACAAUUGUUUUUGUUUUGGGGUUUUUUCGUCUUCUUAAGCAGGGAUGUGGAACAUGCCUUGCUGGUUUUAAGCUGAAAAUAAUAGAGUCUUUGUAAAAGAACACUGCCAAAGGGCAAAAAAGAGGUAGAAGAGACAGGGGGAACAGCCACUGGUCCUCCCCGUUCCUCUGCUAAAAGGAGCAGGAGGGCAACCAAGAACUUCUUGGGGCUCUGAAAAGCAGUUUGAAAACCACUGGCUUUUCAAAGAUAAGUUAUUCUGUUACUAUUAAAAACAAAGUACAGUGCUUGGAUGAAGCAAGUAGGUACUGAGCUGAUACUUUGUUUUCUUCAGAAAUAGUACAAUUAAGAGUACAAUGGUACAAGAAUAGUCCGACAGUAGAGAAGUGGCACUAUGUGAUGUGCGUUUGUACACUGUUAUGUGUACACAUGUGCAUAUAUCCCCAUGUAUAUAAGCAUGCACAUGUAAUUUGGACACAAGUAUAUAGUCCAACUUGGUAACAUUCAAAUACAUUCACAUACGUAAUGUCUGGCAUGUGCCUGAAGAGUAGUUUAUUUUUAAUUUGAAAUAAACGGUAUGUAAACUGAGGUUGGCUUAUUCCAUAGUAGCAAAAACAGGUUUAGUUUCAGUUCAGUUGGUACUGGGUUUUGAUAUACCAGACUGAGUCCUUCUUGGAUCACUGGCCAGCGAUCAACAUAACUUGGUACUAUAAAGAGCAAACACAAAUCUGGUUAGACACAUUUAUUAGAAAUAAGUGUACUGAUUUAUGGGCUUUGCCUGUAAGUAGUACAGCUCUGAGGAGCAGUGCAAGUGUGCAGUCAAAUCCUGCCUGCAGGAUGAUUCAAACAUCAUGGAUCCUAACCUCAUGUGACAGUGCAGCACUCUUGAUCUAUACUCUCUUCCUUUGAGGAGAAGCAGUUCAGACCAGUGUACAUCCAUCUUGUUCUUGACCAUGCUGCCAUGCUUCCACGGCUGCAGCAAACCCUUUACUUUCACUUCAUUGCAGGGCUUUUUAAAGAUGACUUUGGUCUUCCUUUCUGGAGUUUUUUCCUCAAAAAAAGUUUCUAUUUCUGUUCCCUUGAAUGUGAAUUUAUGAAGUUCACCUUUGACUGUUCUCUCCUACUUCACACUUUUUAAGGCCAAAGAUAAGAUGCACCAUGUUUCAGAAGAUCUGUUGUGCUAAGUCUGGAGAAUUUCUGAAGUCUUUUAACUAUGUGUUUACUUUCUGUUCCUUGCUCAGGGGUACAGGUUUAUAUACGUAGUCCUCAGUCUGACUCCUGCAACUUAAUGGCAGGCAUACCUCAACUGAAAUUCCCAAGAUGUAGUUAUCUCAAGGUGUAGUUACCCCUUAAGGAUUGUCUUAUUACAGGGAUGACUGCUUUUAGAGAAACAGUAGCAACAUGAGGUUUGUCAAGUUCACCAGAUUCAAUUUCAAGACCAGUUUAAAGGUAAGAGAUAAUGUCAGUUAAUAAUAGAAACAAUAACACUGAACUCUUGAUUAUAAAAAUUUAAGGUGCAAAAGAAGAAAAUCAAACUUCAGUCUAGAAGUGCCCCCAUUGAGAUCAGUAAGUCGAAGGGGGGGGGGGAGGAGGGCUCCCUGGUCUCUCUCUGCAGUCUCAGAGCAGGAUUAAGAGUGUUGGUUUGGAGGAUGGGAUGCAAGACUCAGCUCUUUCCUUCUUUCCUUUCCCCCAUUCUGACAGCUGCUCCUUCAGACCCCUAGAUUUCCCUUUUCCAUAGUGAAAUCCCUCCCCCUCUCUUUUUUGUUUCUAUUUUUAAUUGCCUCGUACAGCCUCACACUGGGAGAUAGUAUUAUGUAUGCAGUCCUGUGGUGCUGGCACAUUCCUUCCCAUUUAAAUGAUUCUCAGGCUGGUCACCACCUUUUCAUCACCCACCAGUCCCUCAGCCUGGUGGGGAAGGAGCUCAGAUUUUGGAUUGCUGCUUGCAGGAUGUGUAUCUGCCCUCAGUCAUGAGACCCCUUGCACGCUGGAUUCUUGAGAGCUACAAAAAGGAAUUACCCUUCUGAACAAGGACUCACGGGGAGUCCAUAACUCCCCUACAAUCUCUUAUUAGAUAGUCUAAUGCUAAAGAAAAACGUUUUAGAAUUCAGUCCAAGGUUCUUAAGUGAAUAAUUACAUCUGUUGACAAAGAAUCAAGCUUCUGUUCCCUCUUCCCAGGCAUAAGAUCUGUUACUUUAUGGCUGUUGCCAAUGAUUCCUUUUCACUAAUAUAUUGGAUAGAAAGACUUUUCCAACAGUAAUCCCCGAAUAGAUUAAUGUGACUGUAAAGAAAAGGGAGUCUUUUCUGCUUGUCUCUUUAUUGCUAUUUUUUCCUCUCAGUAUAUCCCUAAAUAACAUGUCAACAUCCAAAAUGAAUUAUUUGUUACCUAGUGAUUUUUCUGGGGAAGCUUCACAGUCUAGUUCUUUGCCUCCAUUUUUUGGCACAACUAUAUAAUAAGAUCUCAUAUCAGAUUGCCACAGUAAGGCCAAGACAAGCUGUAAUGUGUGUAUAAAUGCACUACUGAAGAGGUCUUUUCUGAUUUCCUUCUGGGAACUGGUAGAAAUAAGGAAUGCAGUUUGGAUGUCUCUUCCUGUGGGAGCUGUUCUCACCACAUACCUAAACAAGUGCUAACCCCAUACGUAAACCAGUUGCCCCUUUCCACCAUGAUGACUGCAGAAUUGCUUUCUCAUUCACAGAGAGAAAUAGCUUCUUUUACAGCUAUCUGUAGCACAGGUGUGUACCUAAUUACAACAGAUUAAUUAUAGUGCCUUUUUUACAUAGCUAGUACUUCCACAUUCUUUUCCUUACCAUGUUUGUUUAACUCAAAAGUACAAAGCGACAACGCAACAUCGACUUGUUUAAGUUGGAAACAGCUUUAUAGAGACACAUUAAAUGUAUUGGACCUCAAUUAGCCCUACAAUAGCAAUAGUAUCUCACAAACAUCAUCUGAAAAGCCCAGUAAUGUAGCUACGUUGACUAAGCUUUGCAAUAAGAAUUAUCAGUCUUCUUUGGAAGAACCUAAGUUUUUCAACAGUGAGUAUUCAGGGAGGUGGUGGUCAUUGUCCAUGUCAACUGUGAACAGUUAAUUCCUUCAGUCUUUCUAUUAAUAUCAGUUGCAGGCUUGCUUACAUGCAGCAGGAUCCAUGGCAUGUGGGAUGAGUAGGUGUGGGGAUUCAUAUUCAUGAAUCACUCAGAGCUGCACCAUCCCCACAGUAGCAACGGCCAAGGACCAGCUGCCUUGUUCUCUAAGCCCUCGUCUAUGGUGCCUUCAGGGAAUCCAUCCUGCAGGAAUUCUUCUGGGCUACGUGCUUCUCCAUGGCUCCCUGAACAGCUCCUGUCUGCUGUCUUCAUCACAAUUCUGUAGACGCGGUGCUCUUUGUUCAACCUUUCAAUGGUGCUUUUAUAAGAUGCUGGAGAAACGGUUUCAGUGUGCUUUCUGAAAGCUGACAGGUAAAGCUGUGACACAGAGUGCUCUCUCUAGUAUUGUCUGCUUCCCAGAAUUUAGCGCUACCUGUGUUACUCUGACUACAAAAGGCUGACAGUGCUGCCCUGCCUCUGGUUCAUCUCACACAUAACCAGAAUGGAGUCAUCACAUGUAACAAGGUUGGGCCACAGGUGUUUAAAAGUGCCUCGGCUUGAAAGCAGUUAGAGUCAUGACUCUCCUCCAUGCAGUGUGGGAUUGGAAACAUCACAGGGCCCAGCUCAAGGACUUUUUUCCAUCUCUUACUGUGCAUAUACAUUUGUUUGCAAUAUGACUGUAUGAAACCUGUUUCUGCAACAAACAUUUUAAUUUGGGCUACACUCCAAUGAGGGACUUUUGCUGUUAGGCAAAUUACCAGUUAUUUCAGAUGAGUGUUACUUAUUUAGGUUGGAAUAAGGCUGUGUGCCUCACAAGUAACUCGGUGUCUGUGUAGUCUGCUGCAAAACAGGAGAAUGCAGAAAGAUGCUCAGCCUGACAGAAGCUUCUGUGGUGGCAUGCUGAAGACCUUCAAGGGCAGCUCUUUUCCUGGGAGCUGGGGGCAUAAUUACUGUUAAUAUGAUUUCAUAACCUGGUGCGGAAGUUGAUUUGUAGCAUCUCUUUUGGGAUGGUCAUGGCUGAAGACGUUGCCAGAGCAUAUAUUAAAAAAAAAAAAAAAGGAUUUUUAUAGCCCUUGCUAGCUUUUUAUAGCCCUUGCUAGCUAUCAACAUAUGUUGAGGAUUAUGCUAAAGAUAACUGCUCUGGAUGGAACAUCACAGAAAUGAAAACACAGGGUUCUCUUUCUUCAAGGAGAGAGAACUCCCUUUGGUUGGGUCAGUAUGAAAGAUCCCGGGCUUACAGAAAGUAUUAAACAACAAAAGUAUUAAACAAAUUAAUUGCCUAGGUGGUAGUUUUCCAGGAGUGCAUUAAGGUGUCACAUACACUAGACACUGUUCUUUUCCUAUAGACAACAGAAAGAUGAAAGCUUAUUUUUAAUACAAGAUUCCCAUUGAUUAAUUGAUAAAACUUACUUUACAUGUAAGCCAAAGGUCAGCAAGAGUGUCUACACUAUGUAGAUUUAUUUAAGCUAACUCUAAAUGUUACAGAUCAGGUGUUGUAAGCAGAAUCACUACAACAAUUUAAUGCUCUCCUUGGUCUGACCUGCUCACAUAGCUAACUCCAGCACCUCAACUUCUAUAGCAAAUGCAUGGAUUCUCUUUGUAUUACACACCCAUUGGCAUGUGCCUGGUCUACAGAUAAUACAAAAUUUACAGUUCUGUUUUUUCAAGCUGUGAGGUGUUGUUUCUGGAGGUCUUCAGUUUCAAACGGGCCAGAAGGACAGUCACUACAAACAGCAAAGUGCCUAAAAAUAAGGAUGUUUCUACAAAUGUGAUGAUGCUCACUGUUGCUACACAGCAACUUGUGUACUGCAUGUGGUACUCUCUUGCCAAACACAUUCCUAAAUAUUGGCUUUCAUUUGUGAUGUUCAUUUAUUGUUAUAAUAGCACAGUCUGACAAGGUUUCUGUCUCUGCAAAUUCAUUGUCUAAUUUUAACUAGCAUAUGUUUGUUACAGAAAAUAUAAAACGAGAUUGUUCAGUUUAGAGGGCAGCUAUGUUAUUUCUUACAGUUUAUGAUAAUGCAACAAUCUGCUUAGAUGAUUUACAAAGUAUGUAAAUAUUACUUCAAAGUAAGUAUGCAAGUAUGACUUCAAAAUCGAGAUUUCAGAAUGCUUCCUGCUCACUACAAGACAAUGUUACCAACUCGUCAUUUUAAUCUUGUAACAUUGGGGAGGGGGGUUUAAACCUUACAGGUCUUGUUACUU
Molecule: messenger RNA, 8342 nt
Organism: Athene cunicularia (burrowing owl)
Lineage: Eukaryota; Metazoa; Chordata; Aves; Strigiformes; Strigidae
Gene: PAG1
Product: phosphoprotein membrane anchor with glycosphingolipid microdomains 1
Exons: 8
Coding region: 677-1957 (426 amino acids)
Biological process (GO): negative regulation of T cell activation; intracellular signal transduction
Cellular component (GO): plasma membrane; membrane raft
Source: RefSeq, a predicted model, not a curated record